CAAACGCCCUUGGGUGUGCUUUACUUCAAGCAAACAGAAGUGGGCCCCGAUGAAAGUAGGGAUGCCUGGCUGGGGGUUGGGGGACACAAGUGCUCAGCAUCCAGCUGAGAGUCAGAUUCUUGGAGAAAGCCCCCUUCCUGUCACAGCACCCACACCAUUCUGAAUCUGCUCGCAGCCCAACGGCCUCGCCGAGGAUGCUCCAUUUAAAAGUGCAGUUUUUGGAUGAUUCCCAGAAGAUUUUUGUGGUUGAUCAAAAAUCAUCUGGAAAGGCACUCUUUAAUCUAAGCUGCAGCCAUCUCAAUCUCGCUGAAAAGGAAUAUUUUGGAUUAGAAUUCUGCAGCCAUUCUGGAAAUAAUGUUUGGUUGGAACUUCUGAAGCCCAUAACGAAGCAAGUCAAAAAUCCUAAGGAGGUUGUUUUCAAAUUUAUGGUGAAAUUUUUCCCAGUGGACCCUGGACAUCUUCGGGAAGAACUCACAAGGUAUCUUUUUACUCUUCAAAUAAAGAAGGAUUUGGCUCUGGGAAGGCUUCCAUGCAGUGACAACUGUACAGCUUUAAUGGUGUCGCACAUCUUACAAUCAGAAUUAGGAGACUUCCACGAAGAAACAAUUAGGAAGCAUCUAGUGCAAACCCAGUACUUACCAAGCCAAGCCUGUUUAGAGAGCAAGAUCAUGCAGUUUCAUCAGCAGCACAUAGGCCGGAGCCCAGCUGAAUCCGACAUUCUGCUACUGGACAUAGCAAGGAAGCUGGAUAUGUAUGGCAUCAGACCACAGCCUGCCAGUGAUGGUGAAGGGAUGCAGAUUCACCUGGCUGUUGCUCACAUGGGAGUACUGGUGUUACGGGGGAACACAAAGAUUAAUACUUUCAACUGGGCUAAGAUUCGCAAGUUGAGUUUUAAGAGAAAGCAUUUUCUUAUCAAACUUCAUGCUAAUAUUUUGGUGUUGUGUAAAGACACUUUGGAGUUCACCAUGGCUAGCCGAGAUGCAUGCAAGGCUUUCUGGAAGACAUGUGUGGAGUACCAUGCUUUCUUCAGGCUUUCUGAAGAGCCCAAAUCUAAGCCCAAAACUCUACUCUGUAGCAAGGGCUCCAGUUUCCGCUACAGUGGAAGAACUCAAAGGCAACUUUUGGAAUAUGGGAAAAAGGGGAGAUUAAAGAGCCUGCCAUUUGAAAGGAAACAGUACCCAUCUCAAUAUCAUGAACGGCAGUGCAGAUCAUCACCAGACAUUCUCUCUGAUGUGUCAAAACAAGUGGAAGAUCUGAGACUUACAUAUGGCAGCAGUUACUACCGAAAUGUGAAUGGAGUACAUGCAUCUGAGCCUGUGCUGGACAAUAGGAGGAGGAACUCUGCGGUUGAAGUGACAUUUGCAGCCGAGCUGGAGCAUUCCAAACCAGAGGCAGAGGCCACAUCGCUCCAUCCAUCCCAAAGCAGUUCCUCUUUCACCUUUAUUUAUGCAGAUCCUGUCUUUAACACUGACCCUGAGCCCAUAGAUUUCUUUGAGGAACGGAGUCCUCUAAGCUCCUUCCAAACAAACUCCAAGUUUGCGGAUGGUCACACAAGCAAAGUGAGUCCAGCAAGGCAGCUAACAUAUACCGAUGUGCCCUAUAUUCCUUGUACUAGUCAGAAGGUUGAUAUUAUGCCUCCCCAAGUCUUUUUCUAUGUGGACAAGCCACCCCAGGUACCCAGGCGGUCUCUGAUCAUGGCAGAGGAAAGUAUGAGACCAGACAGCUAUGUAGAUCCCAGUGCAAUAAAGCCAGCCAAAAGGAGCCCAAGGAAUAUGAGAAUAAAAAGCUUACAGCAAGACCUUCAAGAACUCCAAGAAGCUAUGGCUAGAACUAGUGCUAGAAGCACUAUCAAUGUAGAGCCAGAGGAGGAAGAUCCACAUUUAGAUGAUGCAUUUGCAUAUAACCUUCAAGAGCAAACUCCUAAACGAUCUCAAAGCCAAUCAGACAUGAAAACUAUCCGUUUUCCUUUUGGGUCAGAAUUUAGACCUUUAGGGCCAUGUCCUGCUCUGACUCGUAAAACUGAUCAGUUUACAUGUAUGUUUGCAGAGCAGGAGUUUCCAACAGUUCUAAUGGAUCAGAGCUCAGCAGAAAGGUAUGUAGUUAGUGAGUCCAGUGAUUCAGAAUCAGAGAUUCUUAAAACAGACUACUACUCUUUGUACGGCAAAGGAAAAAAGUCACCCAGGGCCCGAAUCCGCUUGUCUUCUGGUAGUCUGCAGUUAGAAGAAGAUGAAACUAUUUCUUUUGCCACACCAGGUGCUGAAGAUAGGACUUUGCUAAAGCCAUGCAAUUAUUUCUUAGCUUAA
This is a messenger RNA of Grammomys surdaster, 2303 nucleotides long. It is a transcript of the gene Frmd7, whose product is annotated as FERM domain containing 7. Lineage: Eukaryota; Metazoa; Chordata; Mammalia; Rodentia; Muridae. Gene Ontology annotation, molecular function: guanyl-nucleotide exchange factor activity. Bases 195 to 2303 code for a protein of 702 amino acids. The transcript has 12 exons. The record is from RefSeq and is a predicted model, not a curated record. Gene Ontology annotation, cellular component: cytoskeleton.